This is a messenger RNA of Naegleria fowleri, 867 nucleotides long. RefSeq lists its product as uncharacterized. The coding region runs from base 1 to 867 and encodes 288 amino acids. NCBI's taxonomy places the organism in Eukaryota, Heterolobosea, Eutetramitea, Acrasida, Naegleriidae. The transcript has a single exon. The record is from RefSeq and is a predicted model, not a curated record.
AUGAUGAUUUUAUCAACUCAAAUUCAUCCUGGCGUGAUCAUACUUUCCAUCAUACUUUCCAUCAUCCUCAUGAUGAUGUCUGUACAUGCCUCUGAAAUUUCAACCUCUUCUUCACCCAUCAUGAUGGAUUCCAUUCAAAUGGCCACACCCCUUCCAACAACGACCAUAAAUUCCUUCUUGUCAUCACAAUCAUCCUUUUCAUCUCAACAACAACUCUUAGAUUCCAUUCCAUCCUCUCUCUAUACUCUUUACAUUUACAAUGCAUCAUCAUCUUCAAUAACAUCUUUUUAUUCUCUUCAAGUCAAUCCCAUCUCGAUUGGUGAUGCCAAAAACAUUGCUUGUCUCUCAUGCACAUCACAAGCAAAUAUUGUCUAUCUUGUCAUUAAUUCAAUGGGAGUAUCCUUUCAAUAUGAAGCAAAAUCAUCCAAUAAUUGUCCACUUGAAAUAUUGAGAAAUUUCAAUCCAAACAAUUACACCGAUUCCGAUGGAUUUCAUUUACCAAAGAUUCCCUAUUCACCACAAUACACAGUGAGUAAUUUGAUGAAUGUGACCACCACCACUUCAAGUUCUUCUUCUCAACCACAAUACACCACUCUUUAUGGUUAUUUAUAUCGACACAAUUCAUUGGUACAUGAUGGUGCAGUUUGUAUGAUCAUUGAAAGUGAUAACAGUAGUAGUAGUAGUAGUAGUAGUAGUAAUGGUGGUGGUGGUGAUGUGACAUCACAAGUCAAGACUAUUUAUUUGAAUAUGGCAAAGAAUGGACCAUGUCCAAAGGUGUCAUCAAGUGGUGCCAAUGUCAACUCUUGUAAAUUAUCAUCGGAUACCAAAUAUGUGGUGGAACAAACACUAGUGAUUCGAAAAAAGUGA